This is a messenger RNA of Laetiporus sulphureus 93-53, 1265 nucleotides long. RefSeq lists its product as uncharacterized. The record is from RefSeq and is a predicted model, not a curated record. The transcript has 8 exons. Lineage: Eukaryota; Fungi; Basidiomycota; Agaricomycetes; Polyporales; Laetiporaceae. The coding region runs from base 62 to 1096 and encodes 344 amino acids.
UCACCACGCACGCUAUUGCUCAACUCGCCUGUCUAGUCUCAGAGCUCUUUGGAUACUUACAAUGGCUGCCCCAGUUUUUAACACCGAUAUGCGUGGAGUCGGAGAAAAACUGAGAGACAUACGCACCCAGGUCGUCGACUUGAUCAUCCCUGUCCAGAAUAUCAAUGAAUAUGCCGACGUUGAGCUCUCCACUACCUGGAGUGCACUUCUUCGCAUAUUGGACGAUACGUGCCAAGCGACGAAGGAGACUGAGAUCGAACUCCAGAAUAUUAUCGUUCAGUACCUCAUGGUACAUAGUGAGAUCAAUAACAAAGAUUUGAUUGCGGACAUCAUCGCAGAGUUUUCUAUCCAGUCUCAGAAACUCCAAGACAACGCCAAGCAAGCAGGUCAAAUUGCAAAUGUCGAGGCCCUCAAGGAGGGCCUCAUGGGGGUCAAGUCGCAGUUCGAUUCUGUCGUCAAAGACGGGAAUGAGAAAAUCGACGCCACAUUGGAAGAGGCAACCGCACACGUGGCGAACCUCAAGGAGAAGGCAUCAAAGAUCGAGAAGAAGCUCUUUGAAGUGCAACGUUCUCACAAUCUAAGCAGUGUCGGGCAUCAGGACAGGACCGGCCUCUUUACAAGUCGAUGGACAAAAUUGCCUAGAAUCCGUCACAAUGAGAAACAUGAGGAGCCGGAGACGGGAAACAUGGAGCACAUCGAAUCAGACCAUAUCUCUCCACCUACGAGUAAGGAAGAACUUGAGGCUGAACUCACCGAUGCACGCAAGGAGCUCAAGGACGCGCUAGAAGCGGAGAUCAAUGCAAAGCGAAAGAUCGUUGCACGCAACAGCAUCAGAAUCACUGAGACGCAGGCCAAGUUCGGAAAACUCGAUAACGACCUUUCGGGCUUACUUGACGAGGAGCAGAAACUCUUAAAUGCAUGGAAUGCUAUGGCCAAAGAGGUGGCGGAGUAUCUCAGCCUGUUAGAGAAGAGCCGAGACGACGAUACAAAGGAAGCGCAGCACUCACUGUAUAAACACAUACACAAGGUCAGCUCUACGAAAGAGAAGUUGAUGCAAUUCGCCGAAUCACUCAAACACUCCGCAUAUGAUCUCUGAGGCCCUCCACCUGUUAUUGCAAUCAUCCAUGUUGAUAGUGCCUGUAUGCAUAAUCUGAGGCCUGACUAUGGCAAUGCCGCUGCUGCUUUGCUGCGAGAGUUUGUUACUCGACAAGUGCUGGCAUUGCCGCAGGAGGCGUCUUGCCCUCGAGUCUUCGUUAAGCAAAAGG